This is a messenger RNA of Cicer arietinum (chickpea), 1796 nucleotides long. RefSeq names its product meiotic recombination protein DMC1 homolog. Gene Ontology annotation, cellular component: nucleus; condensed nuclear chromosome. Gene Ontology annotation, molecular function: ATP hydrolysis activity; single-stranded DNA binding; ATP binding. The record is from RefSeq and is a predicted model, not a curated record. Gene Ontology annotation, biological process: mitotic recombination; reciprocal meiotic recombination; DNA recombinase assembly. Lineage: Eukaryota; Viridiplantae; Streptophyta; Magnoliopsida; Fabales; Fabaceae.
GAAGCGAAUGAAAAGCGCGGGAACGCUAACCGUUUUGCAUAGUCCUUCACCCCUGAACUAACGUCCUAGCGAACUUCUCAUUUCCCGCUCUAUAUAUAUACACACACUCAUUCCUUCACUACUUCAAAUCUAAUUCGUAAUUCAAAAAUCUCUCUCUCCCUCUUUCUCUUUCUCGCUCAUUCCAAGUGCAUUCAAAUUUUCCCUCGACAACAACACGAUGCUUGCAAGUCUCAAAUCUGAAGAGUCGAGCGUCCCGUUGCAGGUCGUCGAAAGAGAUGAUAUGGAUGAAGAAGAUGACCUCUUCGAAGCUAUCGACAAACUGAUUUCUCAAGGCAUUAAUGCCGGAGAUGUGAAGAAGCUUCAGGAUGCAGGGAUAUUUACCUGCAAUGGAUUGAUGAUGCACACAAAGAAGAACUUAACUGGAAUCAAGGGUCUAUCUGAAGCCAAGGUUGAUAAGAUCUGUGAAGCUGCUGAAAAGCUUGUGAAUUCUGGUUAUAUUACUGGAAGUGAUGCACUGCUCAAAAGAAAGUCUGUGGUGCGAAUUACAACUGGAAGCCAAGCGCUUGAUGAAUUGCUAGGAGGUGGGAUCGAGACACUGUCAAUUACAGAAGCAUUUGGAGAAUUCAGAUCAGGAAAAACACAACUUGCUCAUACUCUCUGUGUUUCCACUCAGCUGCCAACUAAUAUGCAUGGAGGCAAUGGAAAAGUUGCUUACAUUGACACUGAAGGAACUUUCCGACCUGACAGAAUUGUUGCCAUAGCUGAGAGAUUUGGAAUGGAUCCAGGGGCUGUACUGGACAAUAUUAUCUAUGCUCGUGCCUACACUUACGAGCAUCAGUAUAACCUCCUCCUUGGUUUGGCUGCUAAAAUGUCCGAAGAACCAUUCAGACUUCUGAUAGUGGAUUCAGUGAUUGCUCUGUUUCGGGUGGACUUCACCGGAAGAGGAGAGCUUGCUGAGCGCCAGCAAAAAUUGGCACAGAUGCUUUCUCGAUUAAUAAAAAUAGCUGAGGAAUUCAAUGUUGCAGUUUAUAUGACAAAUCAAGUCAUAGCUGAUCCAGGAGGUGGUAUGUUUGUUACUGAUCCGAAGAAACCAGCAGGAGGGCAUGUGCUAGCUCAUGCAGCCACAAUAAGGCUGAUGUUUAGGAAAGGGAAAGGUGAACAGCGUGUUUGCAAAGUGUUUGAUGCCCCAAACCUGCCAGAGGCUGAAGCAGUAUUCCAGAUAACACCAGGGGGAAUUGCUGAUGCAAAGGACUGACGCAGCUGCUUCAGACUUUUGAAGCUAUUCCACAACAGAGACUAAAUAAUUUUAGUAACCUUAAUCUUGAUAUUUGCUUAUAAUUUGUAUUAAAAGUGUUGCUUCUUGAUCGCUUAGUAUUCCAAAGAUCUCAUGUAAGCACCUUUUAUAUAUGUUUUCUUUAUAGUAAGCAGCUGAUAUUUGGCAAUUACAAUGUAACUAAACAUUUCAAAAUCUUACUGUCAGUGACUUUCUUGGGAUAGCCAGUUUCUCCAUCACAUUAAAAGUUUAAUCAGGGAUAGAAUCGAUUGACAAACCUAAAUGAAAUAUGAUCAGAAAAAGGUAGUAAAGUAAAUGAUUUUCACUUUAUGAUGAAUCAGCGCACAAGUUAAUAUUAUUACAUAUGUGCAAAUUGAGUAUGAUCUCAAUAUUUGCUUGCAAGCAACUUGUAUACUCAUCAAAUCAUAUCUCCGGUACAGCAAACUAAUAUGAUAGGUCUUGCUAAAGCCUGAAGUGAUCAUAUGAUGGUAACAGAUGUCUCAUUAUCAUAUCAUAUGAUGGG